GGGGGCGUCGCGGCAAAUCGGUCCGUCAAUGAAUUGUUAAGAUGAGCGUCCGUGAGUACAUUCUGGCUGAAGCUCGGGAAGAAACUAGAGAUCAUUGACGGUGAGGGGAAAUGGCACUCGCUGUAAACACCUGUUGCAUGAGACUCGUACGUUGUCGACGAGAGUCACCAGCCUGUUCGUCGCGCUGAAGGGGUUAAUGGAAGAGAGUGAUUCACGUGUGGAGUGGUGAUGGUGUUGCGCCAUGAGAAGGUUGAAGCGCGCGGUCGGAAGCAAGUCGGAGUGUCAGACCGGUGAGGGUGUAGGUCGAAAGCUGAAUACAGGGGCUUGUCCAAAUACAGCACAAUUUUGUGGACACGUGACCAAGGUCAACCGCGUCCUCCCGCGUCGUCCAUCUCCUCUUUCUCUCCACCAUCCACACCAUCGUCGACCACAAACGCGACGUCCUCAACCUCAGCCUCAAGAUGGACCCUACGGAAAUCGGCAAGUAUGGAACGUUACGACUCAUCAAACGCUCGGAUCCCACAGUCUCAGUCGCCUCCUUCCCCAUCGACGAAGAGACCGUCACCUUUGGUCGUGACACAAAGUGUAGCGUUAGGCUGUACUACCCCACUGUAAGCUUAGUUCACGCAAAACUCAUAUUCCAAGACCGAAAAGUACGUCUCUCUUUUCAAGUCUCAUCACAACGUACUCAAGUGGCGCAGGCGUUUCUUAUCGUUCUAGGCGAAAAUGGUCUCCACAUCGACGGCUGCCAGGUCUUUCCCUCCAGCAACCCCUCCCUCCCAUCCACCAUACCCGUUUCCAACAACUCUGAAAUUGAGAUCCACAAGAAGCGCUUUGUCUUCACCUACCCGCCCAAGGAGUUCCGCACAGCCCUGUACGAGUCGCCACAAAAGAACGCGCAAAUGACCCCGGGCACGCGUCGAAAGGCGCUCCGCAUGUCCAUGAUCAACAGCGCCGUUGUAUUUACCCCACGCCCGAGCAACGACCCACGCGAGAACCUCCGCAUUCUCCAGACUCCGCUCAAGUCUCCCCUCAAGAAGCCCGCAUACAGCGCACGGGAUAUCGAGGAAGAGCAGGACGAGGGGGACGACAUCGUCCUCGUCGAGGGGAACCAUCCCCAGGUUGUCGAAGAAGAGAAGGACCUCAUUGUGCUCGAGUCUGUCGAGGUCGAGGAGGAGCCGGAGCCUGUCCAGCCCCAGCGUAGCCCCGCCAAGCUUCUCUCGGCGCGGUACACGCAGCAGUACCAGACCCCUCGCAAGCGCCCUGGCUCGCGGCCUUCGCUGCAUCGCGCUGUUCUCAUCCGGUCGGCGCAGAAAGCGUUCAUGAAACACGAGGAAGAGCGUGAGGAAGAAGAGGAGGAACGGGAAGUGGAGGAGUUCGUCGCCGAGACUGUUGAAGAGGUCCCCGAGGAAGACGAGGAAGAUGAUGAAGAAGCAGAAGGUCCGCAGGAGGAUGAGGAGAACCCGAUGGGGCCUUCAGCACCUUCUAGUCCAUGGCGGAAGAGUCUUGACUUUGCACGCUCACUCGCUUGGCCGUUCCGCUCGUCAUCUGCUCAGCCGGAAGUCGAGGAGGAACAAGACGAAGAAGUGGAAGAGGAUGACGAAGAAGAGGAGCAGGAGCAGGAGCAGGAGCAGGAGGAAGCCGAGUACGACGAAGACGACGAGCAAGAGAAUGAAGUGGAUGGCGAGGAGAUGGACGUCGACGAACACGUGGAUGACGACCUUCCGGAUGAACACGAUCUCGCACCCGAAGACCCCGAAGUCAAAGAAGAAGACGACGAAAACGUCCCACCGCUCCCUGCGCCAACGAAGAGCGCGGCCAGUGGCACCCCGAUACGCUCUCGCCUCCUCGGCCAGUUCAUGACCCCGCAAGUCCACGCCGCGGGUGGCCGCGGCCGCGGUGCCGGCCGAAACUCGUAUGGCGGUGGCGGUUUCAUUCAUACUCCGGCUGGGAUGGGAAGUACCGGGGGAGCGCGGAGGGUGCGGGUGGAGCCGUCGUGGAAGGUGUCGGAUCUGGUUGUGCCUGUUCCGCACGAGCGCGAGGUGCUGGAGGAGGAGCAGGGUGGGGAGGAAGCGGGCGAGGAAGAGGAGGAAGAGGAAGAAGAUGCGCCUGCUUCGUAUGUCCCGCCGCUGAGGCAGCGGAUCAGUGAUGAGGAGCGCAAGGCCAUUCAAGAACGACGCAGAUCUGCGCUCGCAAUGCCCGACCCUUACUUCGGUGGGCGCACGCCCGGGCUCGGUCCCGAGGGCCUCGUGGGCGGAGGCGGAACACCCGUGGCCUCGCCUGUCAAGCGCGAGUCUGUUCGCGUGAGCAUGUCUCCGUCCAAGGCGAUGGCGACGUUCCGAGAGGAGAACAGUGUCGGCGACGAGGAGGGGGACACGCGCUCGCUGCUCGACCGCAUGAAGCGCACCGUCGAGGACAUGAAGCGGCGGCGGAGCAGUAUUGGCUUGCCCAUGUCUGUCGUCAGCGAUGGCGAGCAUGAUGAUGCGGAACGUGAAGAUGAGGAUAUGGAGGAAGGUCAAGAUGAGGACGAGGACGAGGCACAAGCGGUGCCCGAGUCUAGCUUGGACAUUGAACCGUCCAGCGAUGCUGCCCCCGCAGGUGAAAUGGCAGCGCCCCCGACACCGCAUCUCGAUCUCAAACACAUGUUCGCGCAGCCCAAGGGCGUGCAGAGCACCCCCGCCGUCAAGAGCCUGCGGGACCUGUUCAAGCCGUCCACCGAGCACGCGCACGCCGCCGAGGUCGGGGAGACGCCGCGCAUGGACUCGCUGCGCCACAUGUUCAGCAACGUGGAGCGCGAGGACGCGCGCAGCACGCCCCGGAUGGACGGGCUGCGUCAUAUGUUCCCCAAUGAAGAGCGUUUGGGCGGGGUGGGCGGUACGCCGGCGUACGAGGGUGUGGGUGAGAUGUUCGGGACGCCUGUUGCUGCUGGCCCUGCUCCUGUGACUGAGGAAGAGGCUGUGCGUGAGCCUGAGGUGUCUGCGCCGGCUCCGCGUCCUGUUGCUAGUCGGCUCCGGGCACCGACUGCGACGCGGCCUAAGGCGGUGCGGGUUUCUGCUGAGCCUGUGGCUGCGAAACCGGCGUCGAAAGAUGCGGCGGAGGUGCGUCCGCGGGCGAGGCUGUUGAAGGCGCAGCCAAAGGAGGUUCCUACUAUUUUGGAGAGUGACGAUGAUGAGGAGGAGGACGGUGCCGAGGCUACGGGCGCGACGGCUACGCGUUCGACGCGCGCGAGGGGCGUCAAGGCGCCUGCGACUGAGACAAAGACGACGAGGACUACCAGGAAGCGAUCGGCGACUCCUGUCUCAGGGCCUGCGGAGACAAGGACGGCGCGCAGCGAGCCUGGCAAGCGUACAACGGCUGGCACCGCCUCUAAGACGGCUGCUGCCUCUAGGACGGCUGCUGCCUCUAAGGCGGCGGCAACAGAGUCCAAGGGCAUGCGCCGUGGGCGCGCUACACCACAGCCUGGGGACGCUUCCAAGUCGAAAGCUACGACCGCGGCGAGAAGCCGGUCUACAGCCAGGUCAAAGUCGAGAGAACGCGGCCGUAAGACGGACGAUGACCACGAUGGCGAGGACGAUGACGACGAAGACGACCCGCUCGAUGCUAUUGGGGGAGACGACGACAUCGAUGAGGGAGACGCGAAGCCCAAGUCGAAAGCCAAGGCUGCUCCUGCGCCUGCUGCGUCUAGUCGGAUGGCAAAGGCGACGCGCUCACAUGCGCAUGCGGCUGUUAAAGACGAGCCUGUCGAGACGGGGCUGCCUUCGAAGGGGGUGAAGAAGACCGCGGCGGCGGCGACGCCUGCUACGCGCACUCGCGCAGCUGUAGCUGCGGCUACUACGUCCAAGAAGGCGGAGAUCUCGCGUAUCCCGAGCCGCUCGGCCUUGCGGACGAACAAGGAGAACACGCCUUCGGUGGAGGACGAUGACAGCGAGCCGUCGGCUCAUAAUACUGCUAAAACGGCAACGACGGCUGGGAAGACGCUCAGAGGAAAGAAGGCGGCGGGGAGCGAGGGCGAGGGUAAGAGUGAGGUGCUGGCGAAGACGAACACAAGGACGACGAGGGCGACGAGGACGCGGGGGACGACGUCGUGAGAUCUUAAUGAUCUGAACUUAAAGGGUGUAAUGUGUACUAUUUUAUUCUGUUCUUGAAUGUGUACAGUAUGGCUGAUUUAUUAAACUUUU
Molecule: messenger RNA, 4178 nt
Organism: Coniophora puteana RWD-64-598 SS2
Lineage: Eukaryota; Fungi; Basidiomycota; Agaricomycetes; Boletales; Coniophoraceae
Exons: 7
Coding region: 462-4088 (1208 amino acids)
Molecular function (GO): protein binding
Source: RefSeq, a predicted model, not a curated record